AUGGCUGUGGCAAUAAAAGAAUACCUGGAGCUCCAGCUGCUGGAAGUGGAAAUGCUCCUUUCGAUCGGGCUAAACCUGGAUAAGGAUGCAGUGCCUGUUGUGCAGCGCUACCUGAGAAACCCUGAUGGAGCUCUGCCCCCACAGCUUGAAUAUUCAAUUGCUGUUGAUGUAGGGGAGCCAAAGGUGACAGUGGAACUGCAGGUCCUGCUGCCUCACACGUAUCCUCACGUAGCUCCUCGGCUUUUCGCAAGGUCAGAUGCACUGCACAGGCAGCAGCAGCUGCAGCUCAACACCGCUCUGGCUUCUCACAUCAGCUCUCUGCCUCCAGGUGAAGUGUGUGUGUAUGAAGCUGUGCAGUGGGUGAAAGACAACACCUUGCCUUACCUGGAAGACAAUAAAAUCUCUUUGGAAAGCGCUACCAAAGAAGUGGUAGAAGUGAAAGAAACGCUGCGUCGCAUGUGGAUCUACAGCCAUCAUAUAUACAGGCAGGAAUUGAGGAAAAAGAUUUUUGACUCUGCAAAGAAGUUAAAUCUGACUGGUUUCUGCCUAACGGGGAAACCCGGUGUCAUCUGCGUGGAGGGACUCAGAGAAAACUGUGAAGAGUUCUGGCGUGUAAUCAGGUAUCCCAACUGGAAGCAUAUUUCGUGUAAGCACAUGGAGAACGUGGAAACAGACAGAGGCAUCGAUAAUCUUCGUCUCUUUGGGGCUUUUGAAGACUUACAGUUUCAGGCACAUGGUGAUUACGGCCUGAGGAACGACUAUCACAUGGAUCUUGGCCAGUUUCUAGAAUUCCUGAAACAACAUCAAAGUGGACAUAUUUUUCAGAUAUUAUUUGGUGUUGAAGGCAAACUUUCAGACAAAUAAGAGAAACUGUAAGGUGUUUUAAUUUUGGGCAGCAAGAGAUGACACUAACAUUGAAAUAUUGUGCCUUAUAGCUACUGUGAAAAGGGAAGCUGUUUAACAUACAAGGAGAAUGGUUCAAGUAGUUAAUCUGACCUUCUGUUCUGAAUUGGCACGUAUUUUUGAGGGGUGUUAAUUUAUUUUCUGAAACCUUAAAACUGGCAUUUGUCACUAUGAGCCACACCUCUAAGUGCUUGUAAGGUGAUAAAAAUCCCAAAUUCUGAAUUCCACACUUGUACCUGCUCACCUGUACUGUGCUGUCUGUUUCAAAGCCGAGGUGCAGCCCUGCAGUUACACUCCACAUACGAUGUCUUCUGCUGCUCCACAAAGCAUCUCCUCCAUCUUCAUUCAGCAAAGACUCGUGUCCAACCCCAGGACCAAGCUUUGCUUUUAAAUAAGGGGUGGGGGGAAGAAGAAAGAGGCCCAUGUCACCCUUGUAUGUGUUGGGUAGUACCUAUACAACCAUAUUGCUGAUAACACCGGUUUUGCAAUCCUUUUCCUAUCAUCUCAUGAUGUUCUGGUUAUAUUAAUAGUUAAUUUUUCAGCUGCUCAACUCACUGCAUUUUAUAUUUACAUUGGUUGGCCAAGCACCUUGAAAAUGUCUAAGAUGAGAUAAAGUUGAGUGUUUGCUCUGGUUUUCCCCUACUUUACAUGAGGAAAUUAUAUAAAAUGUAGAAAGACGGGAAAAAAGUAUAUUUAUAUUAUAUAUGAAAUAAAAAUGCAUAUAACUUUACUGAUAUUUCCUAUGUCAAAUUAGUACUGAGAGACCAGAAUUAAUAUAAUUUCCUGUUACAAGCUGCUGGAAAAAAGCCUCUGACUAGUUGAAUAACUGAUGUUUAUUAGAAAAUACUUAGUCAAAAAAAAGCCAAUUCAUAACAUUUUGAUACUCUCUUUUUGUCACCAACGUGGAGGCCAAGCGCUUCCAUGAACUUCAGUGUAUCAGACCAGUAGUUCUCUUGGUGGGGGAGAUGAAAUCUUAGGAAGGAUGGUCCCGAGGAUGUUAAAAUACUCUAAUUCAAUGUGAACAAAAGGUUCUGCAGGGUCAGUUCUUGUUAGAAGAUUUCACUCCUCCACGCAGGAGUGACCAAUAAGGUUGUUUUCUGGAGGAAAAUAUUCUAACCUUACUGUUGGUUAAACUUUUGGUUUUUUUUAAAUAAUAGCUCAACAAUUCAUGCAAAUUUUAUUGUGAUCCAAAACAAAUUAAAGAGUCAUUGUAUGCAUUUCUUAAUUUUCAUGGUACCAUUUGUCAGCUUAAGUUCUCAUUGACAUUUGUGACAAAACUCAAGUCAAAAUACAACCACUAAUUUCAAUAACAAAAGCAUUUGUCAAACUAUAGAAUAGGACGUCUCAAUUAAAAUAAUGAUACAACACAAA
Messenger RNA from Calidris pugnax (ruff), 2274 nucleotides. It is a transcript of the gene RWDD2A, whose product is annotated as RWD domain containing 2A. The transcript is spliced from 3 exons. Gene Ontology annotation, molecular function: protein binding. Lineage: Eukaryota; Metazoa; Chordata; Aves; Charadriiformes; Scolopacidae. The record is from RefSeq and is a predicted model, not a curated record. The coding region runs from base 1 to 864 and encodes 287 amino acids.